UCUGAUUUUCGUCAUUCACUUCGCUCUCCACGUGCUCCCGUCGCGUCGGAACAAUGGCCAGAGAUACCGAGAGGAAGAGGAAGCUGGAGCAGCAGCAGGCGGACAAUGCGACGGCGAAGCGGGUCAAGUCGUCCGCGAAGACCGACGUGAAGGCAAAUGGCACCUCGAACGGCAGUCCUCAAGUGGUCGUACCAAGGCAGAACGGUCUUUCGACUCCAUCCCAGCACUUAGACUCGCCAAAGUCAGGCAAGAAAGAGAAUAUCGGUGUUGCAAAUGGAGGCAACGUUGGACAGCCUUCGAUCAAAACCGAAAUACAAGCAACACCGACGUCGAAAAAGGCCAAGAAGACAAGAACUUCUCAGAAUGGCACUGCGGCCGCUGCAUCGCCAUUUACAGCACCACCUACAACUAAAGAUGGGCACGUAGAUGUGUCUAUGGGAAAGAUCGAGGCAGCUACGGUGAAACCUCAAAAGAGCAAGAAGCAGAAACAGCAGAUCAAGGACGUGGUUGUGCAGGAUGUAGAGGCAGGCGCGGAACAGCGAAGCGAAAAUGGCACUGUGCUAUCGAUCAAGGACAAGCGACAGCGCGCCAUUGAGAAAAAGGCGAGACGGAACGCCGAUCGCGAGAUCAAGGCAGGCUUCAGAGAGGAUGAGGAGCUCACAGCACCGAACGAACAUGGUUGGUGGAUGUCUCAACCGAGCGCCGGACGGUACCUGGCUCAUGACCCAAUCUUUGUUGUGGACGAGAACGGCGACGAAUGUUUGAUCGCGGCCACGAUCCGUGAAGUCCAGCUACUGCACCUCGAUAGCUCGCUCAUUUCGCGGACACAUGCAGUGCCCGAUGGCAGGUCUAUCCUUGCGUAUACUUUGAGCGCCGACUACCCGGAUCACAUAGAGAUUGCAUAUGACAACGGUACCAAAGUGCAGUGGAACUGGACGACAGGGUCGAUCAUCAAAGGAAGCUUUCCAGGCAAUGAGACCACCAUUGCCGCAACUACUGCUGCUCGUGGAGAUGGACGCCUAGAGGUAUACUGCAUCGCCCAGACUCAAGGCAUGUACACUAUUGUUGGAGAACGAAAGUCGUUGUACUCAACAUACCGACGUCUGACGAGCAUACACGUUCUUGAAGGUGGCGCCUACAUCAUCUGUCUGGGUACGACUGCAAUGCUGCUGGGAAAGAGGAAAGACGGCACUCAAACUGCCGAAUACAUCUGGAUCGAGAUGCCGACGACUGUGCCUUUCCAGUGUCUUGAUGCGAGACUUGUGACACCAGCUACAGGCAAGGCUAACUCACCUGCCAAAGAUCAGAAGAAGCCUAUCCCUGAUCUCGCACUUGCAGUGGGCAAUGCGGAUGGCCAAAUACACUUCUACUCCAGCCUCCUAUCUCUAUUUGCAAAGCCCUCGCAGGCGAUUCUCCCCACGCCUCGGAUCCUGCACUGGCACCGCGAGGCUGUUUCAACAGUCAAAUUUUCGAGAGAUGGCAACUAUCUCAUCUCAGGUGGCAGGGAGUCCGUGCUUGUGAUCUGGCAGCUGGAGACUGGACACAAGCAAUUCUUGCCCCAUCUCACAGCAGAGAUUGAGCGUGUUGUCGUCUCGCCGAGUGGUACACAAUAUGCUCUGCAGAUGGGCGAUAACUCCAUCAUGGUCUUGAGCACCACUGAGUUGAAGCCCGUCGCCAACUUUGCUGGUCUUCAAUUACCGGUACUGACAGAACAACUCGACCGAGAAGACAUGGCGCUGCCAGCUGCGACGGUCGUACUGCAUCCCAGCGAUCCGAAGCAACUGCUCUUGACAGUGCCAGCAACACAGCCGAAGCACACCCGAGAUGUCACAACUCGACCUUUCCUGCAAAGUUUUGACAUUCAGAAUUCCCGACACAUUAGCCGACGAGCACUUUCGCGCAACAACGUGACCGACUUCAAUCGUGGACCUGAAAACACUCCUAUCAUCCCACCAGAUGUCAAUCUGCUCGCUGUAAGUGCAGAUGGAGAAUGGCUGGCAACAGUUGACGAGUGGUUUCCGCCAGCCACGGACCUGGAGCAUGCGGUCGCACGCACGGCUGGCCUGGACGCCAUCGAUCUUGAGAACAUCCAGGAGGAGCAGCUGAAACGACGAGAAAUCUACCUCAAAUUCUGGAAGUGGGACGAGGGGCAAUCCAUGUGGACACUGAGCACCAGAGCCGAUGCUCCGCACGCCCGAUCCUCUGAUGCCGACCUUGGCUCUGGUGCAGGCCGUGUCUUGCAGCUCAAGUCCGAUCCGGCCUCGAACGGUUUCGCAACUAUUGGAGAGGACGGCGAGGUAAUGAUCUGGAAGCCAAAGACCAAGUUCCGCCACGGCGUUCCUCUGAAAGAGCCGAACGGCAACGAUCUAGUCGAAUGGGCAUGCCGAAGAACGAUCAAGCUUCCAAUUGCAACUGACGGUGAAGAACGUGCCGACUCGCCAAUGGACGGUGACCACGAUAAGUCGUUGGCUGCAAUUGACGCCAGCCUCGCAUUCUCCCCUGAUGGCUCGAUGCUUGCAUGCUCUACGACCACCUUAAGUGAGACUGUGCAGCCCCUGGUACAUUUUGUCAACCCGGACACUGGCACUGUCACCUCUACAAAUGCCGGCAUCAUCCCUGCCGAUGAAGAUGUUUUGGACUUCGGCUUCUUGGAUCGGUACCUCAUCGUACUCAGUCUAGGACACAUUCGUGUAUGGAACCUUGUCGACGACAACGUCCACUACACGAUUACGCUCCCUGGCGCACUUGGAGAGCAAGAGACCGCGAAGCUGGCUGUCAACGAAACCGAUCAAACAUUUGCGGUAGCUUCGAUCAACAUCACGUCUAUGGAGUUGGAUGAGUCCAUUCCCCAGAUCGCAGUUUACACGCCCAAGAAUCCAGACGCUUUGUUCGAAGCCGACCUCGAAUCAACUCCAGUGGCAAUUCUGGCCGGCAAAGACACCAGAGGCUACACGGUCAUUUUCGAAGACGGCACAAUCCGCUCCCUCACCAGCACUCAACAAGCUACCCGCAACCGAAGUUCUUCUUCCGCUGCGCCUGAAGCUCUCGAAAUGGUUGAGGAAGUAAGACCAAGCGAGGAUGCCGAGACUGCAUCGUCUGCUGCACUUGCACUUCUCAGCACAAAUCCUGCAGAACAAGAUCAAGAGAUGUCUGAUAGUCUAGCUCCGCUCCUGUUGACCGAAGCUGGCGAGGAUGAUCGCCCAGUUGUCAGACCUGAGCAGCUGUCUAGUAUAUUUGAUGUAGGCGGUGGGAAAGGUGGCGUUGUAGCUAUGCCACCGGUGAGAGACAUGUUCAGAGACGUCGUGGGACUGUUUGCAAGGAAGCCGAGAGCGAGGGUAACGGAGGAUGUAGAAAUGGCCAUGUAA
This is a messenger RNA of Cercospora beticola, 3365 nucleotides long. It is a transcript of the gene NAN1, whose product is annotated as Nan1p. Gene Ontology annotation, biological process: positive regulation of transcription by RNA polymerase I; positive regulation of rRNA processing. Gene Ontology annotation, molecular function: RNA binding; protein binding. NCBI's taxonomy places the organism in Eukaryota, Fungi, Ascomycota, Dothideomycetes, Mycosphaerellales, Mycosphaerellaceae. Gene Ontology annotation, cellular component: nucleolus. The record is from RefSeq and is a predicted model, not a curated record.